Messenger RNA from Acipenser ruthenus (sterlet), 541 nucleotides. RefSeq names its product neoverrucotoxin subunit beta-like. The record is from RefSeq and is a predicted model, not a curated record. Lineage: Eukaryota; Metazoa; Chordata; Actinopteri; Acipenseriformes; Acipenseridae.
UUGCAGUUUAUCUUCAAGCAGUCAGCCCAGUAGGACCAUGACUGCCGCAGACAGCAGCAUAGAGUUGGCGACUCUCGGCCGACCUUUCCAAUUAGGAAUGCUGUAUGACUGCCGCAGCGACUCCCUCGUUCCAGGCGUUACUUUGUGGAACUUGGAGGAGCUGCAAAAAGACAUUGAUGUUCGUCCAAAACCUUAUACAGAUUUCCAGAUUAUUGCAUCAGACUCUUUAGAGGACAAAACAUCUGCUUUGAAUGUUGAAGCAUCACUGGCAACAAGCUUUUUCAGUGGUUUGGUCCAGUUAAAAGGAUCUGCAAAAUAUUUAAAUGACAAGAAGACUUCUAAAAGCCAAUCCUGGGUUUACCUGCAUUAUCUUACAACCACUCACUUUGAGCAGCUCACCAUGAAUCACUUAGGGUACAGCAAUGUAACUUAUCCCAAUGUAUUUAAAGAAGGUCCAGCAACUCACGUUGUUACAGCUGUUCUAUAUGGCAUCCAGGCUUUUUUUGUGUUUGACAAACAGGUUUCUUCUGAAGAAAAAUGA